AUGUCAGGUAGGACUGCCCUGUUCGGAAGGCCUCAGCAAUCUCAAACACGACAUUUACUGCAAUUCAAAGCAGGAAAAAUGACGAUUGGUGACGAUAAUUGGGUUCAUGCUGACCCGCGCAAGGGAUGGGUGUAUGUUUAUCAGUCCGGGGACGGAAAGUUACACUUCUGCUGGAUCGAUCGCAAGACGUUUCUUGUUGAAGAUAAUUUCGUCAUUAAUGCCAAACAGGCUGAGUUUCAAAAGAUUCCACAGUGUACAACGGGCAGAGUUUAUCUUCUUAAGUUCAAAGGUCCCAAACAUUUUUUCAUCUGGAUGCAAGAACCCAACGGAAAAAACGAUAGUGACAUUUGUUCAAGAAUAAACGACUACAUAAAGUCUCCACCCGCACAAACUACAACACUCUCAAGUGACUGGCUUAGUCGUUUUGAAAGUCUUAACCAACUUUCCCACAGCGAUAUUCUGGCUUUGUUGUCGAUGGGAGUAGGGCUUGGAAGUGGAUUGUCUUCGGAAUCUGAUGUAUCAUCUGCUCAAGCAAAUGCUGUGACAAUCGGGCGUCAUUUAAAUACGGGACACCUAGAUGAAUCUAAUGCAUCUACAUCUGUCAUUGGGACUACUGCUGCCACACCAUCUUCAGGGACUUCAUCUACCGGCGGUAACUCUCUACGCCCGUCUACAACCGAUAAACGACUUGAAGCUGGGAAAAUACAACUUCAGGACUUGAGAAAUAUCCUCUCAUCAAUCUCUACUGGGAUACGAAGUUCAUCAAAUGAUGCAAAGGUAGAAUUAAACGAUGUUUUAAACGUAGAUAACUUACACUCACUUUUGAAUAAGCCAGAUAUUCAAGAAAGAUUGUUACCUCAUCUUCCUCCUCUGGAUCCUGAAUCAGCGAGUACAACUGACUUGGAAAAUAUUACUGCAAACAUUCAGUCAUCUCAAUUCAAAACCACUUUGAAAUCCUUCUCAGCUGCUUUUCGAACAGGUGAACUUGCCCCGGUUUUGGCUCAAUUCAAUUUGGGUAUAAAAGCCGAUGAAGCUGCAAGACGAGGUGAUCUGGUGGCGUUUUCAAAUGCACUCCAAGGGAAAACGACUGAUACAACCUCUCAACCCUCAAAUGACAGCGGUUCAAAUGUCACCCAAAGUAUGACUUCUCAGGAAUCAUCAAAGGACAAGGCAGACAAUAAAAAGGAAGGGAAAACUACUUCAGAUACUAAAGCUGAUAAAAAGGAUGAGUCUUUUGAUGACAAUAAAAUGGACACAGAUUGACCAGUGUCAAAGCUGUAUUAGCUAAAACUUUAUUAGAUGUAUUCAUUACACUGCGUUAAAUCGACUGAUUGAGGUUGAUUAUAUAUAUAUAUAUAUAUAUAUAUAUAUAUAUAUAGCAAGAAUAUUUUGGCAUGCUUACACAGACGAACAAAAACUCAUUUUAACCUUAUCACUUGCAGAUUUGCUCUUUGACGAUUGUUUGUGCGUAUGUAUUCAGAGCAUCCAUGAAUUUUUCUGUCUUUUCUACAAUAUUUACAAAGUUAGUUUUUGAAUAAAAAUAAAAUUGAAGGCUAAUGUCUGUAACUUAUUUGUUUUUUCUCUACUACUGGUGAUAAUAAUAAUAAUAACAUUAAGAA
Messenger RNA from Schistosoma spindalis, 1619 nucleotides. The record is from the annotation of a GenBank genome assembly. NCBI's taxonomy places the organism in Eukaryota, Metazoa, Platyhelminthes, Trematoda, Strigeidida, Schistosomatidae.